AUGUCCGGGUUUCAGAACGGUUGGCAAGUCUUGAUACAAAACUUCCCUCCCAAGCCCAAGUUCAAAACGGACCAAAUUCCGGACCUUUCGGGUCGGGUCGCGAUCGUCACCGGCGGCAACGGAUGGAUAGGCUACGAGACCGCCAAAGUCCUCCUCCAGCACGGCACGAAGGUAUACAUCGCCGCGCGCUCCAAGAGCAAAGCCGACGCCGCCAUCGCCGCGCUCGCGCAGGACACUGGCAAAGACGCGCUCUUCCUCGAGCUCGACCUCGCCAGUAUCUGGGGCACGAACGUCCUCGGGCACUUCUACCUCGCCGAGCUCCUCCUCCCCGCGCUCGCCGCCGCGGGGGGCGCGCGCGUCGUCACGACGUCCUCCGCCGGGGCGUACCUCGGCACGCUCGAGUACGCGACGAUGCGGGACGGGCCCGCGCGCCGGGCGAAGACAACGGAGGAGCUGUACUACCAGAGCAAACUGGGGAACGCGGUCGUGGCGCACCAGGCGGCGAAGCGGUACGCCGACAAGGGCGUCGUGUCCAUCUCCGUCAAUCCCGGUAAAGCGCCCCGCCUUUUCGGUCGUCGCACCAACGCCACGAUCCUCCAGCCUGCCCCGUUCGGCGCGCUCACCCAGCUCUUCGCGGCGACGAUGCCGGAGGCCGCCCAAUACAACGGCGAGUUCCUCAUCCCGUACGCACGCUUGGGCAAGUGCCGCAAGGAAGUGUACGACGACGCGGUAGGCGAAAAGCUCUGGAAGUGCCUCGAGGGCGAGGUUCGUGCGUUCGAGAGCGUGAUACCCGAGUAG
Epithele typhae is the source of this 798-nucleotide messenger RNA. Its product is annotated as NAD(P)-binding protein. Bases 1 to 798 code for a protein of 265 amino acids. The record is from RefSeq and is a predicted model, not a curated record. The transcript has 7 exons. NCBI's taxonomy places the organism in Eukaryota, Fungi, Basidiomycota, Agaricomycetes, Polyporales, Epitheliaceae.